Aspergillus melleus is the source of this 1761-nucleotide messenger RNA. RefSeq names its product D-arabinono-1,4-lactone oxidase (gene ALO1). Gene Ontology annotation, cellular component: mitochondrion; membrane. The transcript has a single exon. The record is from RefSeq and is a predicted model, not a curated record. Bases 1 to 1761 code for a protein of 586 amino acids. NCBI's taxonomy places the organism in Eukaryota, Fungi, Ascomycota, Eurotiomycetes, Eurotiales, Aspergillaceae. Gene Ontology annotation, molecular function: D-arabinono-1,4-lactone oxidase activity; FAD binding.
AUGUCUCCGAACCUCGACCCCGCCGUCCUCCGAGAGCUUUCGCGCCUCGACCCCGCGGUGCCUUUCCGCGCUUCCUCCGACUAUCUCCACCACACGUGGGCGAAGACCUUUUACUCGCGACCCGAACUAUACCUGCGACCGCAGUCAAUUCCCGAGAUCGAGAAGGUGGUGACGUUGGCUCGGCGAUGUCGUCGUCGCUUGGUGGUUGUCGGAAGUGGCCACUCGCCUUCCGACCUGACCUGCACGUCGGCGUGGCUGGUCAAUCUGGAUGACUUUAACCGGGUGCUGGACGUUUCGCAGGAGACCGGGAUGGUGACGGUGGAGGCGGGGAUCCGACUGAGGGAUUUGGGCGCACAUUUGGAACAGUUUGGCCUAUGCCUGUCCAAUUUGGGUAGCAUUGACGAUCAGUCGAUCGCCGGGGUGAUUACAACGGGUACGCACGGGAGUUCUCUGUGCCAUGGAUUGAUCUCUGAGUGUAUCACGUCUCUUACCUUGAUGCUGGCGAAUGGGCAGUUGGUGCGCUGCAGCGCGACCAGUAACGCGGCGCUCUUCCGGGCGGCUCUGAUCUCUCUCGGAGCGCUGGGCAUCAUUGUGGAGAUCACUUUCAAGGCGGAACCCACGUUUAAUAUCGCCUGGCGACAGACCCGGCGCUCGCUGUCUAGCGUCUUGGACGAGUGGUCAACUGGGGUGUGGACCUCGCAUGAGUUUGUUCGCGUCUGGUGGAUGCCAUAUCUGAAGAGUGCGAUUGUGUGGCAUGCCGAUAAAACCGAUCGGCCUCUGCAGGCCCCACCCGCAAACUUCUACGGCGAAUGGUUUGGAUAUCAUGUGUACCAUAACCUGCUGGCCCUCUCGAAUUAUGUCCCCCGAAUCCUCCCGUGGGUGGAGUGGUUGGUGUUUGGGUUGCAAUACGGGUUCAAGGCCGAGUCAACAGUGACUGAAGCGGUGGAGCCGGCCCGUCAAGGCCUGUUGAUGAAUUGUUUGUACUCGCAGUUUGUCAACGAGUGGGCACUACCUUUGGAAAAGGGUCCCGAGGCUAUUACCCGUCUGUCCGCCUGGCUCCACGGCGACAUGGAAACCGCGCGGAUCCCGCUGCCUGUCCAAGGCGUGUGGGUGCAUUGUCCAAUCGAGGUGAGAGUGUCCGACACGACGCACAACCGAAACCCACGCCCGUUCCUUGACCCUACAUGCGCCGACGGACCCACGUUGUAUCUCAACGCGACUCUCUACCGACCAUAUCUCCGGGAUCCUCCGUGUAUGGAGCGGUAUUACGAGGCGUUCGAGUGGCUUAUGCGCGAGAUGGGGGCGAAACCACAUUGGGCGAAGAAUUUCAGAACGACAGGGCCGCAAGAGCUGCGCGAGCUUUACGGCCAGGAUAUGGAUGAAUGGUUGGACGUGCGCCGGGAAGUAGACGUCGACGGCAUGUUCCUUGGCGAAUGGCAUCGUCGCAACCUUGCUCUUCUCCCCCGUGGCGAAAAUGAGUCAAAGGCCGCGGAGCCGGCUAUUCUUCCUCUCAUGGAGCGCGAGAAGGCCCGUCGCAAGGCGGACAUUCAUGGAGCCGGCGAUGGAAUGGAGUGGAUUGGAGACAAGUCGUGGCAGGCGCAUUCAGGGAACCAGGAUGUUCCAUCCAGUCGGGAGAAGAAAGAGUAUGUUUUCCCGGACGGCGUGAAUGCAAGUUCUCCCACGACAGCGACCAGCGAGGAAAGUUUCGACGUACUAGCCGCUGGUGAGGCUAGCAUCCUUCUUUCAGAUGACCGCUUGUAA